AUGCUGAAGAAUACACGAUUAUCCCGCGUCUUCUACACCACUUUUUUCACUGUUCUUGCCUUUAUCUUUUUCAUCCUCACGCUCCUGACUCCUGCUGAUACCAUCUACCAGUCCUCCAAGACCCGCCGCCUGGGUAAUGUUUUCAUUGUCAGUGGUGUUUAUAUCAUAACUCUGCUUUUAGCAAUAUUGAUCUAUGCGAGCCGCAUUUUCACGAACCGCAGCGUUCUUGCCGGUAUUCCCAAACCAUGGAUUCCAGUGGAGAAGCCUGACGUUCCAAAGAGCGUUCGAAGACUCGUUGUCAAGGGCCUUUCGAGGAGUGCUAUCAUUGCUCAGCAAUCACGCCCACGAGAUAGGACGGGGGAGGACAAUAGCAUGCUGGAUCCUAGCUUGACCAUUGCUACCACAGGACCACCACCAUGGGGCCAUAUCUCUCACCCUGGCUGGACCGCCCCUGAUUGUCCAGAUAUGCAUAACCAAGAAUUCGAGCCAGUUAUUAAGGAGCUUCCACAUCUCAUUGAGGCAAAAGCUGUAUCCUUUGCCCCCAUGGAUCCUCGCCUUCCGAUGUUUGGCAACCAGGACCCGGAUGAGGCCAGCGAAACAAACCAGCCAAUUCCAGAUGAGCGGAUUGUCGAAAUCCUCCGACGGCCUGGCAACAUGUCUCUACGCGACUACGUGAACCAUCUGAUACGUCUCAAUGUCAUCAACCCUCCAGACCUUGGUCGGUCAUUUGUCCGCCUCUACGAACGCGGCAGAUUCGCCGACGUGCCAUUGACCGAGCCGGAAUUCAGAUCACUGCUGGGCAUGUUCGCUGAGCUCCUGCGGGGUAUGUCGGAACUGGAUCCCGAAAUCACUGCAGAAGUCCAGUCGGAAAGCUCUGUCGACAGCGGUAUGGGGCAUUUUAGUAACACGUCCAGUCACGUACACCUUAACACCAACAUUCCCUCAAACUCCAGCGCGUCGUUCACGUCGAGUCGUCAAUCAGGCACUGGCAGUCAGCGGAGCCAGCGCAGCCGCUUCCACCCUUCCACAUUUCCGAGAAAUGGUUCUUUCAUCCUCGAUAGGUCUAGUGGCCGACAAAGCUUGCGUGCUCGCGGCAGUCGAACGCCAUCUGCCUAUUCCUUGCCAACUAUGGCAUCGGGCAUUUCUGCCGCAAGUUCGGCAGGGAGUGUCAUUCACCGCACGCAAUCGCAGAUGUCUUAA
Messenger RNA from Histoplasma mississippiense, 1200 nucleotides. RefSeq lists its product with no specific name. Lineage: Eukaryota; Fungi; Ascomycota; Eurotiomycetes; Onygenales; Ajellomycetaceae. Bases 1 to 1200 code for a protein of 399 amino acids. The record is from RefSeq and is a predicted model, not a curated record. The transcript has a single exon.